AUGCUUCGAAGAUGGACUUCAGACGUCAAAUUUGUAUCUAAACUGAUUGUUUUCUUGUUUCUGGUCAGUGCAACAACUGCGGAAGAUCUGGAAUGCGGAAAGACCAAGUACAGCGACGGUUUCUCUAGAAUUCUUCUAGGUGUAAGUUUACUUUACUUGUGAACUGAUGUUUAUAAACGUAAAAGUUGCCAAGAAGGCAUGCAUACUUUUGAAAACCCUUCUCGUACCUUUUUCAGCGCUUCGUUUGUUUUUCUUAUUUUAGACAACAAGUACGUCUUUCAAACUCGAAUUUUGAUUCAACCAAAUUUACAGCUGCUUUCCUACGAUCGCCACGAAAUAUUGCGCUUGUUAUUGCGCUCCUUACUCUUACGUCUGGAUUUUAUUUAUCCCGCGUUGGCUCCGUUGUUUCCCGUUGACCUUCUAUUUUCAGAGUUCAAACCAUAGAAUAGUGGGUGGAUUUGAGACGAAAGUGAAUGCCUGGCCAUGGAUGGCGGAGAUCUUACGAGGGCGGAACCAUCAAUGUGGCGGCGCAUUGAUCGACAGCGAGUUUGUUCUGACUGCAGCUCACUGUUUCUUGAAGGGGUAAGAUACGUUCUUUCUUGUCAUUGCGUUUUUAGAGAGAAUCCUCGGCAUUACUCUGUGCUUCUCGGUGGCCAUGAAAUCUUUGGAGGGAAGCGGUUUCGAGUACUCAACAUUACUCUUCACAAUUUGUACCACAUCCGAGAAUCUGCUUAUGACAUCGCCAUUAUGAAGUAGGUAAUUGCUUGCGUGUUCAAGACAUAUUUUUUGUAAUUUUUAUCUGUUGUUUGCUGCAGGAUUUGGCCCCCAGUGAGGAUGAACCAGACGAUAAACAAGGUCUGUCUCCCCAGCUUUGGUCCACCAGCAACCCAUACUAUGUGUGUGGUGACUGGAUGGGGUCGGAUGGAAGAAGAUGGACCUGCAUCGCCAGCUCUGCGAGAGGCUCAUGUUCCUAUUGUGUCUUCGAUCACUUGCAAUGACCAUCGGCAUUAUCAAGGACGAAUAUUUCAGCCGACUAUGAUAUGUGCUGGAUAUGCGGAUGGGAAGAUUGACGCUUGCCAGGGGGAUUCGGGAGGACCAUUGGUUUGCUGGAACAAAAACGCUUGGGAGUUGCAGGUUAGGAUUCUUUAUAAUGUCUGAAGUUUAAGGUUUGUAUUUCAUCGGGGAGGUUUAAUUAAUUCUCUUCUAGGGGAUUGUCAGCUGGGGAAUUGGCUGCGCGGAACCAGGCCAUCCAGGCGUUUACACUCGAGUCCACGCUCUAACGUCAUGGGUGAAACUACAGAUGUUGCUACUGAAAUAA
This is a messenger RNA of Bursaphelenchus xylophilus (pine wood nematode), 1318 nucleotides long. NCBI's taxonomy places the organism in Eukaryota, Metazoa, Nematoda, Chromadorea, Rhabditida, Aphelenchoididae. The record is from the annotation of a GenBank genome assembly.